Molecule: messenger RNA, 3500 nt
Organism: Trematomus bernacchii (emerald rockcod)
Lineage: Eukaryota; Metazoa; Chordata; Actinopteri; Perciformes; Nototheniidae
Product: multiple epidermal growth factor-like domains protein 9
Exons: 6
Coding region: 119-1981 (620 amino acids)
Biological process (GO): axon guidance
Cellular component (GO): basement membrane
Molecular function (GO): extracellular matrix structural constituent
Source: RefSeq, a predicted model, not a curated record
UAGGGCAACAAACAGCAGCGUACGCCGCCGGGGACAUCAAUGGUGGAGUACGCGUCUAUUCAGGGAAAGGUCUGAGAGAGACCACUACUGGGGCUUACAUGGAGAGCUGAAAGUGAAUAUGAGGCUAACGUCCUUAAUGAUGUACAUAUCUCCGGCUCUGCUAUUUAUUUUGUAUGUAUAUAUUGGAUGUUCUGAAGCUGCACCUCGCAUCAGUCCCUACGAUGCGUCGCCUAUCUCCAGGAAGCCCGGCUCAGCCUCCGACACCUGGGAGACCUUCUUCACCGACAUGCCUCGUUCUGUACCCGAGAGCAGCCUGGCACUCGGGCCUCUAGCCGGCCUCAACCCGCAGCCUGCUAUUGUUUCUGCCGGCCCGACCACCACUAGUUCUAUUUCGAAAACGGCAAACACCUUUCAGCCUCCAACAGCGGACCAGACCACCACCACCACCACCACCACCACUCCUUCUACUGCCGCCCCUGAUACUGGAAUAAUCAUAGCCACAAAAGAACAGUUAACUGCGCCGAUUUACCGAUUAAACGGCGCAAGCAAAAGAUCCACCGAUGCACAAGCCUCACUUUUCUCUCCGGAGAAAAGGCUGCAGACCAUGGUGUCCAUGGUUUCCCAGCGCACAGCCAACGAUGCCUGGGCAGCAGAUAAUAUUGGCACAUCUGUUACCUCAAUAGAGAAUAGUCAAGAGAGUGUGUGUAACUGCAGCAGUGGUGCUGAGGGGGUUCGGGAUCCGGACGACUGUGAUCACAACACGGGUCAGUGUUCGUGCCUGUCGGGCUACACUGGUCUGCAGUGUGAGGACUGUGAGGAGGGUCACUACACCAACGGCACCAGCGGCUGCAUGCCCUGCGCCUGCGACUCCUCCGGGGCCGUGAACAGCCUCUGUGACAGCUCAGGGAUAUGUGUGUGCAAGACCGGAGUGUAUGGACCAAAAUGUGACGAAUGCCACCCGGGGUUCUUCUACUUCAGCAGCACUGGCUGCCGGCCCUGCCAGUGUCAGAACCACACCAACUCCUGCCACCCACAGUCGGGAGUGUGCCUGAACUGCGAGGGCAACACCCAGGGAUCCAACUGUGAGGAGUGUAAGCCCGGGUUCUACCGCAGCCCGGGGGCUGACCCCCCCCAGGCCUGUGCACCCUGUCCCUGCUCCAACUCCACCUCCACCGGCACCUGUCAACCCGAUGGCAGCAGCCCCCCAGUGUGUGAGCAGUGCCUCCCCCGGUACAGCGGCCCGCUGUGUGACCAGUGUUCAGCCGGCUUCUUCAAAGCUGCUGGGCUGUGUGUUCCAUGUGACUGCAGUGGCAAUGCAGACCCUCAGGACCCCCCCCCCUGUCACCCCGACACCGGCCAAUGCCUGCGCUGCAUCAACCACACAGGCGGGGCCCGGUGCCAGCUCUGUGCCGAGGGCUUCAUCGGGGACGCUGGAGCACACAACUGCACCCGUCCAGCCCCCCGGCUCCUUCCCACACCGGCACAUAAAGCCACAACAUCCAGUCCAUCUUCCCCCUCCACAACCAUCACCACAACCACCACCAGCAUCACUUUGACCUCUGCCCAAUCAAAAGGCGUCCCAGCGUCCACGUCAGGCAGCAACAGCAGCACGGCGCUGAGCACCGCCUCCACCCAGGCGCUGCUGACCAGCCUGAGCUCCCCCACCGACAACACCACCGCCGCCCUGACAGACGUGUCCUGGACGCAGUUCAACAUCAUCAUCCUGGCUGUCAUCAUUCUGGUGGUGCUGGUGCUGCUGGGCUUCGUCGGAGGCGUGUACACCUACCGCGAGUACCAGAAUCGCAAGCUCAAUGCCCCAUUCUGGACCAUUGAACUGAAAGAGGACAACAUCAGCUUCAGCAGCUACCACGACAGCAUCCCCAACGCUGACGUGUCCGGCUUACUGGAAGACGAGGCCAACGAGGUGGUGCCCAACGGCCAGCUGGCCCUCACCACGCAGGGCAACUGCUACAAGGCUUGACCCAUCCGUCCCCACACCGGACCGCUUAGAUAUACCGAUGACACAAAGCUGCUGGAAAGUACCAAAUCCAAAGCUCCUUCAUGAAUGACUGCUUGUUGUUUCGCUGCGGGUCUGCAGCACUUCACUACACAGUGAGAUCAAGCAGAUGUGAUCAAAGAUAUGGAAAAGACACGCAGAGUUUUCCCUUUAUGAUACGAUUUUGUGUUGAAAGGGCGAUCAAUGACAAGGGUCCAAAGAGAAAAGUGUUUGGUUUGAGUUGCAGAGGGCACUGUUGUGCAGAUUACUUUGGUAUGACGUACGACAGGCUCAAAGCAGACAGCUGUUGGCUGAAACGAUGAUCCCCACAUUUGUCAGAGGACUAACAGGAGCCUAACAUUUCAGAUAUUUUAAAAAUUGACUUUUGACUGUUUAUGUUUUAACUGGAUCACUUGCACAGUGAUCCUCAACUGAGACAAUGAUUGUUAUUUAAUGAAUUUUUUAUUCUGUUCUUAUUUAUUGGUUGACGUUUCAUUCUUGGGAGAAAUGCUGCACAUGUAUGGUGUGUUUAUUCAUGGUGUUUUAUCUUAUGUGCUGUCGAACGGUAAUUUGAAUUGGCCAAUAUGUUUUCAUGUAUAGUUUGUGUGUUUUUGGAGAGAAUCAUAGGGGAAGAUGAAAGGUGCUGGCACAAGAAUUUGAAUGACCUCACUUAUUGUUUAUAGGUUCCUGUCUUUUGUUAAAGCGUGCCAGCUCACCUGAAGUAUCUACGAGGAGUGUUUCUUUUGAAGGAACUACCACUACCGUCUAUAAACUCCCACUACUACAGCUAGUGACUCAUACUGUGCCCGCAUAAACCACCAUAAUCUACUUGGAAUCUAGUCUGCGCUCUGCUGACUUCCUCAGCGAAAGUUAAACAAACGAUUGGAAAAUUGUUUCACAUUUAUGUAGAGGUUUGGUUCUGUGACUGAACAUUAAAAAGACCUCUACUCUAGUGUUGAUGCUGUUGCUAUGGAGUGAAACCAGCCUGCACAAGGUCAAAUUUCCUCAGCCCACUGAUCGUUUUGAUCAACUAAACUCAAGUUGCAUCACCUAAAAUUGCAAGUUGCUUUCAAAGCUUUACACCUGAUCCUGGGUCCAAUGUUUGCUGUGUUGUUAGGAUACCACUGGUUGGGUGCACUUCAUUUUAUGAAUGAGAAAAGCUAAUUCUGGAACUAACUCCUCAGGUACUGGCUCUUUCCCUAAUGUGAUCACUGUAAAUAUGAUUAUUGUACAGAUGAUUGUGAAUAGUAGCACUAUUAUUGUACAGGUAGAAUACUGUGUGUACACUGUCACUUAACAAGCUCCCAACCUUUCACCCUCCAGGGCAGGCACUGCAGUCGACCAUCAGCUUUUUCUAUUUUUAUUUGUAUUUCUUAUUCUCAGUGGAUUUUGCCAUAUACGCAGCUGCGGGACUAAAAUGCACCAACCAGAACUCAAAACAAAGAAUACAAUUAUGUAAAUAAUAACCCAAAUCAGAGCUCAAAUAAAGAUGGAUUUAACUGUU